Molecule: messenger RNA, 2154 nt
Organism: Salvelinus fontinalis (brook trout)
Lineage: Eukaryota; Metazoa; Chordata; Actinopteri; Salmoniformes; Salmonidae
Gene: prok1
Product: prokineticin 1
Exons: 3
Coding region: 190-510 (106 amino acids)
Source: RefSeq, a predicted model, not a curated record
CGGACAGCACAAGAAGGAGAGACUGACAACAGAAAGUAGCUACUGCGCUGAAGGGGACUACAGUAUUGCUGUGUUGAGGAAAGACUGACAACAGAAAGUAGCCACUGCUCUGAAGGGGACUACAGUAUUGCUGUGUUGAGGAGAGAGUGGUACCCUACACUAUCCUGUGCUACUGUUGCUGCUACGGCCAUGGGGACCAGGGUCCUGCUUCUCUCCAUCUUAAUGAUUUCUUUCAACUGGUCCAGGGGGGCUGUCAUCACUGGGGCGUGUGAUCGAGAUGUUCAGUGUGGGUUUGGUCUAUGCUGUGCUGUCAGUCUGUGGCUUAGGGGACUGCGGAUGUGUAUACCACGAGGGGAAGAGGGGGAUGAGUGCCACCCCUUCAGUCACAAGGUGCCCUAUCCAGGAAAACGACAGCAUCACACCUGUCCAUGUCUUCCUCACUUGGUCUGUACCAGCUACACAGGUAGCACAUACAGGUGUACCAAAGACUUCAAAAACCUAGACUUUUGAUGACAGAGGAGGAAGAAGAGGAGAGAGAAGAAGAGGAGAACGAUGGGGAUGACCUUCACUCUCUUUCCUUUACUUAGUUCCUCAAUCACACAUGACCUUCACUCUCUUCCCUUUACUUAGUCUCUCAAUCACACAUGACCUUCACCCUCUUCCAUUUACUUAGUUCCUCAAUCACACAUGACCUUCACUCUCUUCCCUUUACUUAGUUCCUCAAUCACACAUGACCUUCACUCUCUUCCCUUUACUUAGUUCCUCAAUCACACAUGACCUUCACCCUCUUCCAUUUACUUAGUUCCUCAAUCACACAUGACCUUCACUCUCUUCCCUUUACUUAGUUCCUCAAUCACACAUGACCUUCACUCUCUUCCCUUUACUUAGUCUCUCAAUCACACAUGACCUUCACUCUCUUCCCUUUACUUAGUUCCUCAAUCACACAUGACCUUCACUCUCUUCCCUUUACUUAGUUCCUCAAUCACACAUGACCUUCACCCUCUUCCAUUUACUUAGUUCCUCAAUCACACAUGACCUUCACUCUCUUCCCUUUACUUAGUUCCUCAAUCACACAUGACCUUCACCCUCUUCCAUUUACUUAGUUCCUCAAUCACACAUGACCUUCACUCUCUUUCCUUUACUUAGUUCCUCAAUCACACAUGACCUUCACUCUCUUCCCUUUACUUAGUCUCUCAAUCACACAUGACCUUCACUCUCUUCCCUUUACUUAGUCUCUCAAUCACACAUCACCUUCACACUCUUCCCUUUACUUUGUCUUUGUUCUAUGUACUAUACUGUUAUAUAUUCAUGAGGAUAUAACAUCUGUAAAUACACCUCACUGUGCCCCACUGGCCACCAAAGACAUGCCAAUACAAUAUAUACAUGCUAAACUGUGCCAAGAAAGAUACAUAGCAACAAUUUUUUUUUAAGUAUGUACCAAUUGCAGACUGUAGUUUUAAUACACAGGCCUGUCAAAAGCUUGAUGCAAAUCACAAUAAUUGACUGUUUAAUUCAUAUGUAUGUUUUUAUUUAUUAUCAACAUUUUUGCAAAUUAAACUCACUGUAUCAUACCACUGGAUCAUACCACUGUAUCAAACCACUGUGGAAAAACAUAUACCUACACUGUGUGUUGUGUCUGUUGUUGUUAUGUAAGUAAUUAUGUAAGUUAUAUAUACUGAACAAAAAUAUAAACUCAACAUGCAACAAUUUCAAUGACUUUACUGAGUUACAGUUCAUAUAACUAAUUCAGACAAUUUAAAUAAAUAAAUUAGGCCCUGGUUGGGCCUGGGAGGGCAUAGACACACCCACUGGGGAGCCAGGCCCAGCCAAUCAGAAUGAGUUUUUCCCCACAAAAGGGUUUAAUUACAGACAGAAUACUCCUCAGUUUCAUCAGCUGUCCGGGUGGCUGGUCUCAGACAAAGCCACAUGUGGAGGUCCUGGGCUGGAGUGGUUACACGUGGUCAGCGGUUGUGAGGACGGUUGGCUGUACUGCCAAAUUCUCGAAAACGACAUUGGAGGUGGCUUAUGGUAGAAAAAUUAACAUUUAAUUCUCUGGCAAUAGUUCUGGUGGACAUACCUGCAGUCAGCAUGCCAAUUGCACGCUCCCUCAAAACUUGUGGCAUUGUGUUGUGUGACAAAACGGCACAUUUUAGA